AUGCAUCCCACUAUUUCGUUUGUACCAACCGAUGAAGUGCUGGUCACUUGUUACUUGAAACCGUAUUUGAAAGGCAACAAAGACUCAACUAUCACUGUCCCUAUUCACCUAGUGGACAUAUACAAGUCCAACCCUGAAAAUAUUUCAGAGGAAUUUGAGAAGGGUAACGACAAGGAAUGGUUCUUUAUAUCUGAGAGGUACAAGAUGGGGAAAGAUGGAAAAAGAAUGAAUCGUAGAGACAAUACACAAAUAGCGAUUAACGCUGGAGAUAGUGGAAGCGUCAAAGGGGAUUGGUUAAUGCAUGGAUACUGGCUUGAAUCCUCUGUUGAUGAUAUUAACAAUAACGAGAGGGUUAGAGGCGAUCAUGUUCUGUACAAGAUCUAUCUGACUCCACAAGCAGCAAAGAAGAAGAAAGAAGAUGCAGAUUUUAUUGAACUUGUGGAAGCAGGAUUAGAUAAGAUAGAUAAUCAUAUUGAAAAGAGUUGA
Messenger RNA from Camelina sativa (false flax), 486 nucleotides. Its product is annotated as NAC transcription factor 29-like. NCBI's taxonomy places the organism in Eukaryota, Viridiplantae, Streptophyta, Magnoliopsida, Brassicales, Brassicaceae. Gene Ontology annotation, molecular function: DNA binding. Gene Ontology annotation, biological process: regulation of DNA-templated transcription. The record is from RefSeq and is a predicted model, not a curated record.